Molecule: messenger RNA, 8555 nt
Organism: Alosa alosa (allis shad)
Lineage: Eukaryota; Metazoa; Chordata; Actinopteri; Clupeiformes; Clupeidae
Gene: syngap1a
Product: synaptic Ras GTPase activating protein 1a
Biological process (GO): regulation of GTPase activity
Source: RefSeq, a predicted model, not a curated record
UAGUUUCUUGUUUGUGAGAGUGAGUGAGUGAAUAAUGGAGUGAGAGAGAGAGGGAGAAUUUUCUCGACACAUGUCCUAAAGCACAUCGUUUCUUUGCUGCCUUUGCGCCCUGAUUACAGAGACAGGUGCGUGCUGCACGCUGAGGUUUUAAACGCGAGGGUGGAGGCGACGUGGAAGAUUUGACGAGGCAACAGUCGAGUUCCACUCACUUUUAUUCUGCUUUCGCCUGCUUCGAUAUUGAGUGAUUGUUCUCUGAAGGGGGUCCAAGCCUUUCAAAGGCGGGUGUACCAGAACCCCGCGGACUGCUCGAGUAGCAUUAGCCCUACUCAAACUGUGAUUAUGCGCCAGUUUUUUGCUUCAUCUGGGAAAAGGCACAUAGCAGCUCCGUGACGACGCAGGUUUUUGGAAAAGGAUGCAAUCGAUUUCUUACAGAGCAAUAUCACUGGAUUCUGAGGGCGUGCUCUGCUUUUGAUUAAUGCAUCAAGGAACUCAUCUGCCCACUUAAAAUGCCGUAGCCUCAGGAAUAUGGACUGUUUCAUACUGUGUCUGUUUUAGCCAGAAGAAAAUUGCCUCGUUUCUUCUCUUUUUAGAGACAUGUCAAAUAGUCUAUGAUAUUUAUAAUUAAUUUUAAACCAGUGGUUCUUGCGGCAGCAGUAAUAGUCGCGACAGUUAUCACAGAAACAGGCACACCAUGAGAGAAUUUAAACAGAAGCUGAUGUUUGUAUGUUACCGAAAAAAAGCCAAAAGAAUAGCGGUCCAACUUGAACGCUGUAAGACAGCCGGAGGCAGAUUCGAGAGAAAGGAACUAGGGGAGUCCGUGGGUACGGUGCCCUCCUUGGUACCCCCGCUUCCCAAACCGGAAGAAAUGACCUGGGGGCAGUGGAAGAAACAGUGGAUUAUGAUUGAGAAAUUAUAACAUUAACUUUUCAGGGGGACAGAAACUACAUGAAAUUAUGGCUUCUGUUACGUUUCAGUGAGAAGACUAGUGUCGUAUUUUAAUGUGUAUAUGUUCUUAGCUCAAAUUGUGAUUUUGCAGCACUUAAAUCUUUUCCCAUGGACGGAUAGGCUAUCUUAUGAAAACUGCUACGGUGCUUUGCCUUCUGGAGAAACUGACUGACAGCAAUUAAAAACCCUUAUGUCGUUUUAGGUUUACUAAGGAUAAUUCGUACUUAAAUAGAGCAGACCAAUUGUACUUACAAGGGACUGUUGGAUUACAGUAGGUCUAUUAUAUGUACGAUAUUGAUAUAUUAUUAACUCGCAAGGAGAAAUUUCCACUUGAUGUUGAGAAUGUUAAUGAAAUUGCCAUAAUUUUGAUUGAAUGAAGGGGAAAGACUGUUGCAUCCGGCGAAGCAGUUAGGCUACAUUUCUAUGUCGAACUGAGAAAAUACAGAAACGCAAUGAUACACGUGCAUGACGUACUGAGAACUGACUGCCCUCAUCAGCAAAGUGAUGUGAGCUGGCAGAACUGUCGGCUCGUUUGAGCUCAAGAUGUACCUCAAGUACUACUUUUUAAUUUGACUACCAGCACCACAUCUUGAGGACAGCUCCAUUACCUGACACCCAGAGCACGCUGGUGCUCCUAGGAGCCACUUUGCCCCUGCGAGGCAGACAAGCAUGGAAACCCCUCCCAAUGCCCCUUCUCAACCCUUCCGACAGCCUAGUUUUCUGAGUCGCCGGUUGAAGGGCUCAAUUAAGAGGGCAAAGAGCCAACCCAAACUGGACCGUACCAACAGCUUCCGCCACAUGAUUCUCCCACGGUUCCGCAGUGCCGACCAAGAGAGGACUCGUCUGAUGCAGAGCUUUAAGGAGUCGCACUCCCACGAGUCCUUGCUGUCCCCCAGCAGUGCGGCAGAAGCUCUGGACAUCACCUUGGACGAGGAUGCCAUCAUCAAGCCGGUCCACUCCAGUAUUCUAGGACAGGAGUACUGCUUUGAGGUGACCACUGCCUCAGGGACAAAAUGUUUUGCCUGCCGUUCAGCCGCAGAGAGGGAUAAGUGGAUUGAGAACCUUCAACGUGCUGUUAAACCUAACAAGGACAACAGCCGACGAGUCGACAAUGUUCUCAAACUGUGGAUCAUCGAGGCUCGGGAUCUGCCGACGAAGAAGCGCUACUACUGCGAGCUGUACCUGGACGACAUGCUCUACGCGCGCACCACGAGCAAGCUGCGCACCGACACGGUCUUUUGGGGGGAGCACUUCGAGUUCAACAACCUCCCAGCCAUCCGCAGCCUCCGCCUGCACCUGUACAAGGAGACAGACAAGAAGAAACGCAAGGAGAAGAGUACUUACCUCGGCCUGGUCAGCAUCCCCAUCUCCAGCCUCACCGGUCGGCAGUUUGUGGAGCAAUGGUACCCCGUCAUCCAGCCCAGCAUCCUGACCAAAGGGGGCGGGGGCGGGGGCAGCAAGAUCAUCAACGCCUCGAUUCGCCUCAAGUCGCGCUACCAGACCAUGAGCAUCCUGCCCAUGGAGCUGUACAAGGAGUUCGCCGAGUACGUCACCAACAACUACCGCACGCUCUGCACCGUGCUGGAGCCGCUGCUGAGUGUCAAGAGCAAAGAGGAGGUGGCCUGCGCACUGGUGCACAUCCUGCAGAGCACGGGGAAAGCAAAGGAUUUUCUGUCAGACAUGGCAAUGAGCGAAGUGGACCGCUUCAUUGAUCGAGAACAUCUCAUCUUCAGGGAUAACACCCUGGCUACGAAAGCCAUAGAGGAGUACCUCAAACUAAUCGGACACAGGUACCUCAAGGACGCCAUAGGGGAGUUCAUUCGAGCGUUGUACGAGUCCGAGGAGAACUGCGAGGUGGACCCCAUGCAGACUCCGCCCUCUGUGCUGCCGGACCGCCAGGCCAACCUCCGCAUGUGCUGCGAGCUGGCACUAUGUAAGAUCAUCAACUCCCAUUGUGUGUUCCCCCGCGAGCUAAAGGAGGUGUUCUCCUCCUGGCGGGUGCGCUGCGCUGAGCACGGGCGCGAGGACAUCGCUGACCGCCUCAUCAGCGCCUCGCUCUUUCUGCGCUUCCUGUGCCCGGCCGUCAUGUCGCCGUCGCUCUUCAACCUCACGCAGGAGUACCCAGGGCCGCGGACCUCGCGCACGCUCACUCUCAUCGCCAAGGUGGUGCAGAACCUGGCCAGCUUCUCCAAGUUCGGCGGUAAGGAGGACUACAUGUGCUUCAUGAACGAGUUCCUGGAGAUGGAGUGGGGCUCCAUGCAGCAGUUCCUCUACGAGAUCUCUAACGUGGACUGUGGCAGCAACGCCAGCCCCUUCGAAGGCUACAUCGACCUUGGCCGGGAGCUCUCCGUGCUGCAUAGCCUUCUCUGGGAGGUCAUGGCUCAACUCAGCAAGGAUGCCAUACUGAAGCUGGGGCCCUUACCCCGGCUACUGAACGACAUCAGCGUAGCCCUCAGGAACCCGCAGCUUCACCGCCAGGCCACCCAGCAGCCGGAGCAGAGGCCGCCCGACCGGCUGCUCACACGCGCCGCCACGAGCUUCAACCACAUGGUCUCGUCCGACUUCCAGAGCCUCAUGAUGAGGGACCUCAACAGCUCCAUAGACAUCUCUCGACUGCCCUCACCCUCCUCUGGGAUGCCCUCGGGCCUCGCUCACAUGGGCAUGGGGCCAUACAGCGAGCGGGACCACCGGGCGUCGUCCAAAGACCUGUUCUACGUGACCCGCCCGCCUCUGGCUCGCUCCAGUCCGGCUUACUGCACCAGUAGCUCAGACAUCACCGAGCCUGACCAGAAGGUGCUCAGUGUAAACAAGAGUGUGUCCAUGAUGGACCUGCAGGACUCGCGGAUGAACAGCAUCUCCAACCUGCACUCGGGCGACAUGCUGAACUCCUCGCAGGCCUCACUGGCUGGGCUGGGCAGCUUCGGAGUCCUGCGAGGCGGUGGCCGCACGUCGGCAGGCUCGGGCGCGUCCAGCAUGUCCGGCGGGCUGCGUCUGAGCCACGGCGUCACGUCGGACGCCCUCUCGCAGCAGCAGCAGCAGCAGGCGGCCGCCAUGCACGUGCCGCUGUCCUUCCAGAACCCUCUGUUCCACAUGGCCGCCGCCGACGGGCCGCUGCUGCACCACGUCCAGGCGCAUGCGCACGGCCACGGCCACGGCCACGGCCACAGUCACGGGCAGCCCCACUCGUACCCGCCACACCCCCAGCCGCCAUCGCAGCCGGCCCCGGGCCCCCAGCCACACCCGCCGCCGCUCCUGCUGGCCCCCGAGCCCGAGAAUGGACCGCCGGGGUACAUGCCGGCGUUCGGACGCGGCGGCUUCUCGCGCAGCGAGGACCACGCGGGGAUGCGGCCGCAGAGCAGCCUGGUGCAGCCCAGCAUCAUCCACUCGCACAGCUACAGCGACGACUUCACGCGCCAGAACCAGGACGCCGAGUACGUGCGCCGGCAGCUCUCUCUGCAAGUGCAGGAAAAUCUCCAGCAGCAGGUUCUGAUGGGAAUGGCUCCGUCCACGGCCACAGGCAUGGGCACGCCCGCCUCCAUCGCCACCCCCCCGACCACCAUCCACCCCGUCCGCCAGGCGUCGGUGUCCCCUCUGGCCCCCCCGCCUCCACCGCGCAUCAAGCCCCAGCCGCCGCACCAGCUCUCCGUCGGCUCCGCGGCCACGUCCACACCCAAAGCCCGGCCCCAGAGCGGCAACCUGCUGCAGUCCCCCGAGUCCAGCUACGGGGCCCGGCCCCAGCCCCGGCAGCAGCUCUCUGUCAAGGACAGCCCGGCCCCAGGGCUCCCGCACCAGCCCAGCGUGGCUCAGGAGACUCCGGCCCAGGAGGGGGCGACAGAGAGCACGGACACGCCGAAAAAGAACCAGACUGCUAAGUCUCCCCAGCAGCAGCAGCUGCUUAAGCCGACCAACGCAAAGCCGGGCGCUAAAUCUCCAUCCACACUGACCCCCUCCAGUGCGGCGUCGGAGCGCACGGUGGCUUGGGUCUCCAACAUGCCGCACCUCUCGGCCGAUAUCGAGAGCCUGCGCGUGGACCGGGAGGAGUUCAAGCUGAAGGAGCACUCCAAGAGCAUGGAUGAGUCCCGCCUUGAGAGGGUGCGCGAGUACGAGGAGGAGAUCCACUCGCUCAAGGAGCGCCUGAUGAUGUCUCACCGCAAGCUGGAGGAGUACGAACGCAGGCUGAUGUCGCAGGAGCACCAGACCAGCCAGAUCCUCCAGCAGUACCAGUGCAGGCUGGACGACAGCGAGAGGAAGCUUCGCCAGCAGCAGAUGGAGAAGGACUCACAGAUCAAAGGCAUCAUCAAUCGGUUAAUGGCGGUGGAGGAUGAGUUGCGCACUGGCCCCGUGCCGGAGGUGAAGACUCGUCUCUUUCCUGAGCAGGAAGAGCAAUACUCCUCCCUGGGCUCUGUGGACCCCUGCCACGUGCCGGGGGGGAUCCCUGGUUCGGGACCCUCCUCCCUGGGCACGUCCUCGGCGGGGUCCCCCUGGAACAGCGCCCUCCCCCCGCUGCCCCCCCGCUUGCUAAUCAGCCACAAUGGCGGCCUACCUUCGUCAGGCAUCGCCAUGACGGCGGGGAGCACGGCAACCUGGAACACAGACAGAGCGCCAGGCUUCACCGGGGAACGUGUAGCCUGAGGGACGCUGAGCAACAGCAACACCUAACUCCUCAGUGUUGAAUUUGUACCUGAGGCUGGAGACACAAUUCAACCAUAAACACAUACAUACUGUACAAACAUACAUACAUACAUACAUACAUACAUACAUACAUACAUACAUACUGUACAUACAUACUGUACAUACAUACAUAUUGUACACACAGUACAAGUACAAGUACAAGUACAUGAACACACAUUACAGAACUUAACAAGGAACUUCAGUGCUUCAACCACCCAAAUACACACAUAAACAGAUACAUAAACACACACACACACACACACACACCCACCUACACACAAACACAACAAUGCAAAUGCAUGCACAUACAUUGACAGGUUCGUCUAUAGGAUUCUUCUGGAGCCAGUAGAGCUAACAAAGAAACUCUCUCAGAAACUGCUCUCAGUUGGCGAAUCUGUGAGCACAUUUGAAUUUGCUCAGCAGAUCUGUCUGGCAAACACUUAUCUGGACAUUGUCCAUUAAGCCAAAUCCUUUCCAAAGCAUCUUUCUUGUCUCCUUUCAAAGAAAAUGCUAUUUAAAAACUGAUACCAUCAGCGCACCAUUAGCAGUGCCAGCCAUCCUCCUCUGUCUGUUGUUAAAGUUGUCAAAGUUAAUUGUUAUAUUGUGCAAAGCCCGCCCCAUAACAGAUAAGCGGUUGUGAUUGGUUUUCUGGAUUGUUGGUGAGAUUGGUUGGUUGUGAAUGGUUUUCUGGAUUGUUGGUGAGUCGGAAAUGGGCUGGAAUGGGAGCAUUGCCAGACGAUUCUGCUGAGCAAAUUCAAAUACACUCACACAGGUCCAUCUGGGUUCAGUAAUAUUAGUAAAGUAAUAGUAUUACAGUAAUAUUUCAUAUUGCCCAUACUGUAUGUAUCGAAAGCCUUUUUUUUUAUUUUCAGAUAAAGGCCAAUGAUACAAAAAUGCUUAAUCUAGGUUUACAUUGGUCUACAGUGUAUCGAUAUUCUGCUUGUCUCACAGUCCAAAUGGAAAUGUUGCAUGGAUAAAUGGUGUAUGACAACACAUUUUAUAAAAUUAUGACAGAUUAGGGGCCACGCAUUGCACAACAGUCUUAUCUGUGCGACACAGAUAAAAAAAAAGUGUUUCAAUCCGUUUCAUCAGCCAGAAGAGUGUGGGCAUGUGCAGGCUAUGUGAGCAUGCUCCAACUAGUUUACUUGUUUGUUUACUUGUUUGUGUGCAUUUGUAAGGGUUCUGUUUGCUAACGUGUGCGUUAACGGUUUUGACGUACAUAAGUAGCUUUUUUUUGGCAGUGAUUUGAAGCCAUGUCACUCCACCAUGUUAUGAAGGUGUCUGAACCUCAGAGAUAAAAAAAAAAAAAAGCUAACUCCCCCUUAACUGCAAACAACUUUUGGAUAUAACAAUGUUUCACAAGAUUAUAUUAGACAGGGUAAAGUUAUGUCUGGAGGAAUAUACGGAACGCAUGAAUGGACUGUAACUAUCGUGAUCCUUCGCUUAAAGGAACGGCUAAUAGAGUGCUCACUGUGUACAUUAUUCCUUUUUUCAGAAUGACCUCAAUGGACUGCAGUGGUUUAAAAGCUGAAUGAGUGCUAAUGGACAAACAUUCCAUCCUCAUGGGAUUAUACGGCAUGUGCGGAGAUCCAUUAACAUCCGCCUCUACCACUAGCCCUACGACCGCAAGGCCCUGAAAUUUACACACAUGCACUCACAUUAACACUUACACACACACACACACACAUUAACACUUACACACACACACACACACUUACACACACACACACACACACACACACACACACACACACACACACACACACACACACACACACACACUCACACACAAUCUCUCUUUCUCAAGAAUACCAUGACACGACGCAGCCCAUAUGAGCCGAUAUUCCCCUAGACAGUCGCUCCAAAGCCCUUGAAGCUUGAACACGAUUGGUUGCCGCCAUCAGAGGAAAAUAACUGAUUGGCUCUUUCCGGUAUCAGAAGGAGGAUUUUGUGAUUGCAGUAGGGGGAAGUGUAGAGGAUCUAACCUCAAACCACAGACUCUCACACGCUUGACCACUGGCUAACUCGUGAGGGGUGGAGUGAGUACUGCGUUGUCCCCUGGAUAACCCUCCAACAAGCCAAGCCAUCAGAGGACUCGGAGCCAGUGGGGGACAUUUAUUUCUCUAACACAGAUACACUCUCUCUCUCUCUAUCUCUCUCUCUCACUCUAUCUCUAUCUCUCAAACACAGAAAACAUACAAACACACAUGCACAAACAUGCAAACACAAGCACUCACACACACACAAAUGGGUAGGAAGAUUAUAAUGACCCUCUCACACAUGUACAUACAGCUCUCUCGCGCUCUCUCUCUCUCUGUGUCUGUCUCUCUCUCUUUCCUUCUCAGUCUGUUUCUCUCUUUUUUUCUCAGUCUGUCUCUCUCUAUCUCUCUCUCUCUAUCUGAUGUUGAGCCUCAACCCAGACAAUCAGCUUUUUGGUAGUUUAGCCUAGAUUAGAAUUUAAUGUAAUAUUAUUACAGAAAUUAUUCAAAUGAUUAUACAACCCCAAAUCAGAAAAAGUUGGGACAUUGUGUAAAAUGCAAAUAAAAGCAGAAUGUGAUAUUAUACAAAUCUCAUAAACCCAUAUUUAGUUGCAAAAUGGAAAUAGACUACAUGUCAAAUGUUGAUUAUUUCAUGGAAAAUAUAUGUUAAUUUUUAAUUUGAUGCCAGCAACAUGCUUCAACAAAAGUUGGGACGGUGGCAUGUUUACCAUUGUGUUGCUCCACUUCUUCAUUUAACAACAUCCUGUAAAUGUUUAGGAAUUGAAGAGACCAGUUGCUAGAGUUUUGAGAAUGAAAUUCCUCUCAGUCUCAUUCCUGCCUGAUACAGGAUUUCAGUUGCUCAACAUGGGGUAUUCUUAAUCAUGUUUUUCAUUCCAUGAAGCACCUAAUUUGACAGGUCUGGGUUGCAGACAGGCCAUUUUUAGCACCUAGACUCUUCCU